This is a messenger RNA of Opisthorchis viverrini, 1104 nucleotides long. RefSeq lists its product as hypothetical. The record is from RefSeq and is a predicted model, not a curated record. The transcript has a single exon. Bases 1 to 1104 code for a protein of 367 amino acids. NCBI's taxonomy places the organism in Eukaryota, Metazoa, Platyhelminthes, Trematoda, Opisthorchiida, Opisthorchiidae.
AUGGAUGUAUACAAGCUCCACGAACCGACUGCUGGAAGCAAACGGCACGAACUGACAAACCUUCGACAUCUUACUGAAGUCACAAUCAUCCCCGGCUUUGCAGAUGAACUUUUUGUUUGGAAUGGAACCCACGUCGUCGGUGUGGGCAAAGGACGAAAGCAUUUUUGCGCUUGGAGCUUGGAAAAUGGAGUUCUUGACUGGAAAAUGGUCCCAAAAGUUGAGCAAAUUGACCCGUUCGGUAUUCAUUUUAGUGUGACAAAGCCUGUGGGCCAAGAUGAACGUUAUCCAGGAACGGCUGAAGGUGAUGAUGCAAGCCAGCAGUUAACAACCUCAGCAACAGGAAAGCAAUUUUCCCCAGAGUCUUUGGCUGUGGGGCAAUUCAUUGUUAGUGGGGAUGGAUCCGUAAUCGUUGCUAGCUUCGAUCCUUUGUUGUGUUGUGUGUUUCUGCCGCACUGCGCACGUCAUGCAGGCACUCUUAACGAGAGGUAUGCUCGAAGCGGGAAGUCCUCAUACUAUCCAGCAUCUACUGGGAACUCGAUAAGUCUAGCCACCUCUGCCUUGUCUGACAACGGCGAUUGGCUUGCGUACUCAGAGUUCAGUUCGGACGAAGGAUCGGCUUGUGUCACUGUUUGGAACUUAUAUCCGCUGAAAGAGGCAGCUGGCAAAUCAUCAGCGGGGAAAUCAAAAGUACCUUGGUACCGAAAACGGUUGACAAAUCAGUCCGACGUCGUGGCCAUUGGAGUCGGCAGCACGCGUUGUACGGUAGCGUUUGCCCAAAUGAACGACGGAGUUAGCGUCUGGUUUGUGGAUGAAACCCCCACAAUCUGUCGACGCCUGACUCAAAGUGAGAAGCUAGUACUCUCAAACAUGACACAGCCAAUGAUCCAAGUUUCCCCAGAUGGAACGCGAGUCGUCGUGGCCAGUGGCAGUCCUGAUCGCCAGCAACUAUCCGUUUGGAAAGUUGGUAAUGAAGACAACGUGCUGUUGGGUCACAUAUUCUCUCCCACCAAUAUCCUUGAUUUUUCCAUGGUAUUAUCUGAAACGGUUGUUGCUAUCAGAGCUGAGAAACAGAACAAACCCCUAUUGGUGUGGAUUGGAGAGUAG